CCGUCUCGCCCGCUCCCGCUUUGUUUCCUCCGCCUCGCCUGCCAGCUCCCCCUCCUCCCCUUCCCCCUGAGAACGCGCAUGGCGGGAUCUGAAGGAUGCGGUCACUGAGGCCCGGAGGAGCGGCGUGAGCGGGCGCGCGGCGUCGGGGGCGAGGUGCGCGGCCACCCACCGCUCUGCUGUAUUGGACUCCUCCCCUCCGCCCCCGAGCGCCCAGUCCGGUGCUCCGCGCACGGUUUGGGGGUCCCGGCGGCUGAGCGUGGCGCCCCCCGCAGCCCGGGGCGGGACCGGCGUCUUCCCCCCGGGCCCCCCCCCGCCUGAAUGAAGACCCCCUUUGAGAAGACCCCGGCUCAGCGCACGAGGGGCGACCCAGGGCACACGGGCGUGACCGCCAGCAUGAUGAAGAAGAGGGCGUCCCACAAGAAGUCGCGGAGCGGCGUGGGGUCGGCGAGCAAGGGCCCGUCGCAGCCCCAGCGGAGCAUGGUGGGGUCUCGGAUCCAGCACGGCUGGCGCGAGGCGGGCGGCCCCCUCACCCAGUGGAAGGGCACCGUCCUGGACCAGGUGCCCGUCAACCCCGCCCUCUACCUCAUCAAGUACGACGGCUUCGACUGCGUCUACGGCCUCGAGCUGCACAAGGACGAGCGCGUCUCCGCCCUCGAGGUCCUGCCCGACCGCGUCGCGUCGUCGCGGAUCAGCGACGCCCACCUGGCGGACGCGAUGAUCGGCAAGGCGGUGGAGCACAUGUUCGAGACGGAGGACGGCUCCAAGGACGAGUGGCGGGGGAUGGUGCUGGCCCGCGCCCCCGUCAUGACCACCUGGUUCUACAUCACCUACGAGAAGGACCCCGUCCUCUACAUGUACCAGCUGCUCGACGACUACAAGGAGGGGGACCUGCGCAUCAUGCCCGACUCCAACGACUGCCCGUCGGCGGAGCGGGAGCCGGGCGAGGUGGUGGACAGCCUGGUGGGCAAGCAGGUGGAGUACGCCAAGGAGGACGGCUCGAAACGGACUGGGAUGGUCAUCCACCAGGUGCAGGCCAAGCCCUCCGUCUACUUCAUCAAGUUCGACGACGACUUCCACAUCUACGUCUACGACCUGGUCAAGACGUCCUAGGCCGCCCCCGGCCCCGGGACCCGCGUUUGGGGGCGGGGAGGGGGGCGGCGGCGCCACCCCCGGGACGGACCUUUU
Messenger RNA from Ornithorhynchus anatinus (platypus), 1185 nucleotides. It is a transcript of the gene SPIN1, whose product is annotated as spindlin 1. Gene Ontology annotation, biological process: gamete generation. NCBI's taxonomy places the organism in Eukaryota, Metazoa, Chordata, Mammalia, Monotremata, Ornithorhynchidae. The transcript has 7 exons. The coding region runs from base 319 to 1110 and encodes 263 amino acids. The record is from RefSeq and is a predicted model, not a curated record.